UUGUAUCGUAUCAAUUGUGCUAAAGAUCGAGGUGGUAUUUUGCCGCGUUUCCGAGGGUUUCCAAGUGAGGAUCUGCAUCUCGAUUCGACGGCUUUAUCGAAAUGACUCGUAGAUAUCAAGCGCGAUAGCCUAUAACUUUGUUCCACGCUUUCUCAUAGUAUUCAUUGCUACGGUAUCAAUUUGUCACAAUCAUGUCGUAUCCUGGUCAGCCACCUAUGGGUAUCCCUGGGAUGCCUGGGAUACCUUCGAUGCCAUACAUGAGUGCACCUCCACCGAUUAUAACAGGAGUUAUGCCUAUGGCCCAUAUGAUUCCAUCACCCGUAUCUGCGAUGCAGACAUCCGCGCCGGCUGUACGUUACUCGCGAAAUCAGAAUCGCCACGAUAAUAAUCGAAGACGCGAGAGAGAGUCUGGCCCACCUGUCACAGUAUUUAUUGGUAACAUAAUGGACAGAGCGCCCGAUGUGAUGAUACGACAUAUUCUGGGCGCAUGUGGGCAUGUUCUUUCUUGGAAGAGAGUACAAGCAUUCGGUUUUUGCGAAUAUGCAGGCCCUGAUGCAGGCCUCAGGGCAGUCCGAUUGCUCCAUGACAUGGAAAUAGGCACAAAAAAACUCGUUGUCAAAGUAGAUGCUAAAGCUAAGGUAGUCCUGGAUCAAUUCAAAGCCGAACGAAGGAAGAAACUCAGAGGAGGACAGUCACCUUUACAAGACGAAACACCCAGUGAAGGAGCUGACGGCGAAGAGGGUGAAGAUUAUAUGGACGAAGGCAUGAGAGUGGUCGAUGCAGAUGCACUCACACGUAUUAAUCAGAUCAUUGCUGAACAUGCUGCAGAUCUAGAAAUGGCACAAGUUGCUCCAGAGGAACAUCAGACAAAAAUGGUAGCUAAAUCCUUAAAUUUGGAUGAAACGGAAAUAGAAGAAAGUAAAAGAGACUUGAUUACUCGGGAAAUUGGCAAAUUCAGGGAGGUUAUGAAGAAGCAGGAAGAGGAGAAGGCCCAGGUGAAGCGAAAGAAGGAAGCUGUUGAGAAAGAAGAGCGCGAGAAACGGGAAAAGGAACGACGCGAUAAGCGUGACGAUGAUGCCUCCAACAAGGACGAUCAAGAUGGAGAUCCCAGUAGUCCUACGUCUCAUAAAGGUCGUAGUGAUAGUACUGGCAGCAGUAGAAGGGACAAACGUCGAUCCAGAUCUAGAUCUAAAGAACGUGAUAGAGAUCGAUUGAGAAACGAUCGAGACCGGGACCGAGACAGAGACCGUGAGAGAGAUCGAGAAAGGGAACGGGAACGAGAACGAGAACGAGAGCGGGAUCGAGAUCGUGAAAGGGAACGAGAGCGGGAACGCGAACGAGAUAGAGAGAAAGAGAGAGACCGAGAGCGAGAAAGAGAAAGAGAACGGGAACGCGAAGAGGUGAGGAAGACCGAAAGGGAGAUUAUGCGCGAGAGAGAGGAGGAGGAAGAGGCAAAAGAGAGGAAGAAAAAUGAAAGGCGAGCUAGGGAAAAAGAAGCGGCAUACCAGGAACGUUUGAGGGCGUGGGAGACGCGCGAACGACGCAAACAGAAGGAAUAUGAAAAAGAAGCUGAGAAGCGUCGUGCAAAACGUGAAGCUAAGGAGAGGGAAGCAAAACGUCUGAAGGAAUUCCUCGAGGAUUAUGACGAUGAUCGUGAUGAUUCCAAGUAUUAUAAAGGUAAAGAAUUAUCUCGCCGACUUGAAGAACGAGCAUUGGAGGCUGAAGCUGACUCACGGGAUCGUUGUGCCGAACGUCAGGAGCUUCAGCGUCUACGCGAUAAGUUAUAUGCGGAUGCUUCUAAUCCGGAUCCUGCCGCGGAAUUUGAAAGGUUGAAAGCAGAAAGAGAAGAACAGUAUAAACCUAAACCAGUAAUAACUAUAAUUGACGAAGAGGAUGAUAAAGUGAAAAAAGAUAAAGAAGUAAUGCCGCCAAUAGAAACCGAGCCAAUAGAGAGUGAUAGUGAUGAUGGUGUGCAAUUUGAUGAUGUUUCUCAACCGGAAGCACCCUCUAGGACACCUCCACGACAUCAUCAUCAUCAUCGUCGGCAUCAUAGACAUCAUCAGAAUCAUCAUCGCGAUGGUGAUGAAAUUCAAGAGGGAUUAGUAGAUAUAGAUCGAGAAAGUCUAAAAGAAGCACGACCAUCACCGGGACAUCAAUCGGCUGCGACACCUGUUCAGUCCAUUCCACCGUCAUUAGAUGAAGAUUCACGUAUGUCUCUUGUUAGUGAACCAGAAAAGACAAGUGGUAGUAACUUUGUUCCAUUUGCUAUGGGAAGUGGAGGCAAUCGUGCUAGCGAUCAUAGUAUAGGUGGUAAAACGCCGGUUAGUCCUAAUACCGCUGUUAAUACGAAUUCACAACAGACGAAUCAAACGCGGAAGAAAGGUCGCAUUGAUGUUAAAGAUGUAUUCAAUAAUGAUGACGAUGAUGAUACUACUAAUAACGCAAAAAAGCGUAAACUCGUACCUUUAGAUUACGGAGACGAGAAGAAAAAGAAAACGGAAGAAAUCACGAAGACAGUAAAAGAAGAAAAUACAAAAAGCCAAGAAGAAAAGCGAAAACACAUAAAAUCUCUUAUAGACAAAAUACCUACCGACAAGAAUGCAUUGUUUGGUUAUCAACUUGAUUGGGCACUCAUUGAUAACACAUUGAUGGAGAAGAGGAUAAGACCUUGGAUCAAUAAAAAGAUUAUUGAAUAUAUUGGCGAACCAGAACCUACUCUAGUGGAUUUUAUUUGUAGCAAAGUAAUGGCGGGCAGUUCUCCUCAGGGAAUACUAGACGAUGUACAGAUGGUAUUGGAUGAAGAAGCGGAAGUGUUUGUAGUUAAAAUGUGGAGGUUACUAAUUUAUGAAGUGGAAGCUAAGAAAAUGGGCUUAGUAAAAUAA
Molecule: messenger RNA, 2882 nt
Organism: Atta colombica
Lineage: Eukaryota; Metazoa; Arthropoda; Insecta; Hymenoptera; Formicidae
Product: RNA-binding protein 25-like
Exons: 12
Coding region: 192-2882 (896 amino acids)
Biological process (GO): mRNA processing; regulation of alternative mRNA splicing, via spliceosome
Cellular component (GO): spliceosomal complex
Molecular function (GO): mRNA binding
Source: RefSeq, a predicted model, not a curated record